Myzus persicae (green peach aphid) is the source of this 2448-nucleotide messenger RNA. RefSeq lists its product as uncharacterized. The record is from RefSeq and is a predicted model, not a curated record. Lineage: Eukaryota; Metazoa; Arthropoda; Insecta; Hemiptera; Aphididae. The coding region runs from base 248 to 2410 and encodes 720 amino acids. The transcript is spliced from 9 exons.
ACGAAUUUAUUUAUAACUUAUUGAAAUCCACCGAUUAGAUUAUAAUUAUUAUUAUUUCCAUUUACGGCGUUCCACAAAUUAUAAUCACGAAUCACAAUCGUAUUAAUCGUAUAGACUAUUGACUUCAUUGACAAACACUCGAGCGCGCAAUUCGGACAUUCGGUCAUAUUUUAUAGUUUAUACUUUAUACUAGAUAUUUGGACUAUUAUUUCUGAGUUUUGUUUUUGCGUUUGGUCAUAUUAUUAUAAUGGCAAAUAAAAAAAACAAUAAAAAUAGAAGUACCAGGCCAAAGGGUGGUAGAGCACUUGCAUAUGCACGAAUUUACAAGACAACAAACAAACAAAAAGUUACUCCUAAGCAGAAGGAUAAUUCUUAUUUGGACACUCAUAAUACGGUGAAUUCGAUUACAUUGAAUAUUGAAGAUUCAGACGCAUCUCCCAUAAUAGGAAAUGAUGGAUCCAUACCAUGUACAUCAAGAAACCUAGAACUGUUUGAUACUAACGAGUCAAUUACAUCAAAUUAUGAAUUAUUAGAACCAAUAGAAUCAUCAGUCGUAAAUCAUGAAUUGAGCGUAUCAUUUCAAGACUCGUCAUUAACAACUGAAUCAAAACAACUUGAAGGAAGGAGAAUUGUGGAUAUUCGUCAUAUCUUUAAUCAAAUACAAAACUGUAAACACAAGGGUGGCUUUGGCUGUUCGUUUAUGGAUAUGAAGUUUGAGAAUGAAAUUAUGAAAGGGUUUUCGUCAGUUUUUUAUUUUCGGUGUAAAAUGUGUGAUAUAGUGGACCAAAUUACAAGCGAAAGUCCUGAGAAAUUAUACAUGCCAAUUAAUAAGGCUUUGGUGAAUGCGACUUUAGCUAUUGGUAUUGGAUAUUCUCAAUUAACUGAACUUUCCGCAAUUAUCGAUGUGCCAUCAAUGGUAGAUGCUACUUAUCAAAAAUUAUUGAGUAACAUGGGAGAUCUUGUACACGACACCGCCUGGGACGAAAUAAAAAGAGCUGGAGACGAAGAAAGAAAAAUCGCAUUAGAAGAAGGAAAUACAGACGAAGAUGGAAUUCCAAUGUGUACUGUCAUAGCAGAUGGCCAGUGGUCUAAGAGGAGCUACAAGACCAAAUAUAACGCUUUGUCUGGAGCUGCCACAAUUAUUGGGUAUAAAACUGGAAAAAUAUUAUUUAUUGGAAUCCGUAAUAGUUAUUGUGCUGUAUGUCAAAGAGCAUCAGCAAGGAAGGAAGACAAACCAGAUCACAGAUGUUUCCUCAACUGGAAUAAACCUUCUACUGGAAUGGAAGCCGAUGGCAUAUUAGAAGGGUUUUUAAAUAGUUACCAAAUGCAUGGCCUAAAAUAUAAUAAAUUAAUUGGAGAUGGAGACAGUAGCGUGACAAAACGGUUAAAUGAAAGAUUACCUUAUGGAUCUAAUUUUCAUAUCCAAAAAAUCGAAUGUUCAAAUCAUCUGUUACGAAAUUAUUCACAGAAAAUGACGGCUUUAGGGAAAAAAACUGAGUAUCCCAUAUUAUUACGAAAACAUAUAUUAUCACAUAUUUUACGGUUUCGUACGGACGUGACUAAAGCUGUUCAUUACAGAAAGUUUAGUAACAAACCUAAAGAAGAUCAAAUUUCAGAUGCUGAAAAAUGCGGAAUGAUGAGAGAAAUAAAAUAUAUUAUUUCACGUCUUGUGAACAAUGCGUCAUCUUUAAUCGAAGAUGUAACUAAUAACUUAUGUGAACAAUUUAACAGUGUCAUAAAUAAGCACAUAGGCGGAAAGAGGAUAAACUUUUCACAAGGUCGAAACUUUGAGACAAGAAUCGAAGCCGCUGUUAUUGCGUAUAAUUCUAAGAAAUAUUUAAGAACAAUUCAUAAAAAAAUGUUAAUGACUAGUCCAGGAAAAAUUGGUAAAAAAUAUUUAAAAAAUAUUAGUAGAGUAAGAACUAACACCGCUAUGAGACGAAGAAGAUUAGUUUAUGAAGGAACUAAAAGGAAGAAAUUACACUUCGGAGCUCCUGAUAAAGAAUAUGGUCUGGCAGAACCAUUGCUUGAGACACUAAGCGAGGAACAGCUGAAUGAAAAAAAGCUUGAUUUUAUUAAUAAGUUAUCACUUGUUAAUAACAUAGAUAUAGAGAAAAAAACAAGGGAACAAAAUCAAAAUUUUGAGUGGUUCCAACAACGUAAAAUUAGACUAACAGCAUCUAAAUUCGGGGAAGUGUGCAAAAUGAAACCUUACACAAGCUGUAAAAAAAAAGUCCAUUCAAUGCUGUAUAAACUUCCAGCUAAGUCCAAAGAAAUGGAUCACGGAAUAGAGUUUGAACUACAUGCUAGAACUCAAUUUGAAAAUAUGUUCAACUUGAAAGUUACAUUAUGUGGUCUUAUUAUCGAUUCUGAAUUUCCUUACUUAGCUGCAAGUCCAGGUAUUGUAUAGUUAUUAUUUAUAAUUAGGUACUUACUUACAUUUUUACU